AUCAACGCACGAUUCCGCUGCAAUGAGUGGCAAAAUAGCCUUGUUGUUGGUUAUUGGAGUCAAACUGACCACGGGAGCGUUCGGACCUAAAAUGGGACCGUAUGAGAUUGAAAUUUUAAAGAUGGAGCAAUGCGAAGACCCUGGAUCUGGUAAAAUAUAUUUCCCCAGCAGAAUAACUUUUGUUGGAAAAGGCAAAUACUUCUACAAUGAGACCUUCAAACUUGAAGUACCGGCUGACGAAAACACAAGGGCAGUCUUAGAACUGCAGAAGUGGGGAAACGGCGGAUGGCGGAAGAGGGCGGUUCAGUACACCGUCAAAAACUGUGAAGAUCUCUGGCGAAGAAUUGGAGAUCAGAUUCAUGAUGCAAUGAAGUAUACUAAUCUUACCCAGUUCAUCACUUGCCCCUUCCCUCCGGGGAGCUACGUAGUGAACAACUGGCCUGUAUCUUUAAACAUGACCGGAGUCAUACCAGUCAUGGAGUACGCGAAGUAUAGAUUGGUCGUGAAAUUUUACUAUAAAGAUGAAUACGUUGGUUGUAUGAUGUUUACAGUGAAUGCGGUACCCAAAGAUACACAAUAGGGUGUGAUAUUGUCAAAUUAUAGAUUAAAUUAAAAGUGGUUUGCUUUAA
This is a messenger RNA of Macrosteles quadrilineatus (aster leafhopper), 629 nucleotides long. RefSeq lists its product as uncharacterized. Bases 23 to 580 code for a protein of 185 amino acids. Lineage: Eukaryota; Metazoa; Arthropoda; Insecta; Hemiptera; Cicadellidae. The transcript has 4 exons. The record is from RefSeq and is a predicted model, not a curated record.